This is a messenger RNA of Baudoinia panamericana UAMH 10762, 1493 nucleotides long. RefSeq lists its product as uncharacterized. The record is from RefSeq and is a predicted model, not a curated record. The transcript is spliced from 2 exons. Bases 347 to 1318 code for a protein of 323 amino acids. NCBI's taxonomy places the organism in Eukaryota, Fungi, Ascomycota, Dothideomycetes, Mycosphaerellales, Teratosphaeriaceae.
GUUUCAGUGACAAAGCAGCAGUGACGAUGCACUCGACGGAGAGCGCUGUGGUGAAACACAGUAGGUUUGUAAGUGUGAAGUUUCUCGAUGCAUUCUUACACAUCACUUGCAAACAUCUCACACAUCAAUCUGCUGCAUUACUUCCUCACACAGCAGUGGAAGAGACCAGAGGAUAAAAAUCACCAUCCUCCAUAAGCCAAGCUAUUGCGCUGCGUCUACUCAGUCUUACCUAUACCACAUUGUAGCAGUCUCUAGGCUAGACCGCAGCUUCCGGCGGCGCUUUCGCGUGGAAUACUGUGUGCGCUUGCAGUCAGCCCAGCUUGCUAUAGAAGACGCGCAGUAAGGCAUGUAUGCCCAAAACAUACUUCUUGUCGCCAGCCUUCUCUCUACGGCAUGGGCACAGUCAACAGCAGUCGUUACCAUCACAGCAAGCCAUGGAGGCGCCGGCAAUGGCUUGACGAACACAACGAUCUCCGUUCCGUUGAACUCGACAUACACCAAUGUAGCACUUGAUGAAGUCUCAUACCUCUACUUGACUGGCGCUAAUGGCGUACCGCUUGAGAGCAUCACAUGCACGCCAUACCGAUACGCAAACGGGACCGGAAAUGCUGGGCUACCCUUCACCAGCAGCAAGCCAUCAUUACUGUCAACCAAUACCGUCCAGGUAGGCUCCUUGAUCUGCACUGCUAUUGUUUCCACGGCGCCUGGUGGCGGCAGCAUAAGCAGCAGCAUAUCGACCACGACGUCAAGGUCAAUACCAUUGUCGAGCUCAAGCACAAGUCCUAGCUCAGUAUCAAGUUCGACCACGACUACAAGCGCCUCUACAGCCCCGAGCUUAACCGGGAGCUCCGUCUCAACGACCCCAACGAGCACAUUGCCGUAUGUGGCGCCAAUUGUGAGUAUUCCGCCGCACCAUGCUCACCGUUCGUUUUCUCAGCUUUGGGCAAGCCAUCAAGCGCGAUGGACUCGCAUUCGAAAUGCUGACCAGAUGCUAGGCAUCGCCGGUAAGCAGCAGCUUUGCUACUACACUAGCGACAACCAGCACUGCCUCAGCUUCUCCAACCACAUCAAGAACGUCUUCCACAGUGGUAACGUCGAAUACCGUUGUCAGCUCGCCGUCUCCAGCAAGUACGACUGUGGUAACGGCUCCCACAGCGGGUCCACAAGGGUACACCAUGCUCACCACGGUCACGGCAGGUGGUGCGUCAGGCGUGUCACGUGGAACGACAUACGUCACGACAAUCAUGCCCGCUUCAGGCCAGUCUGGCACUACGUCUACUUCACUUCCAAGCGCCGAAGCGGCCGGAGUCUCGACUAGUGCCACUAGUGCAGCGGCUGCACUUGUGACGACAGGUACCGCAGCUGUUGUUAUGCCGGUAGGUGGGAGCGCUUGGCUUGCGGUGGCGAUGGCGGUGAUUGGUGUGGCGAUAGCUGUAUGAGACAUGGCAAAUUACAGUCGUAACCUUUGCUUAGUGGCUUGCGACUGGAAAAUC